Scylla paramamosain (green mud crab) is the source of this 1479-nucleotide messenger RNA. Its product is annotated as AT-rich interactive domain-containing protein 1A-like. The transcript has 7 exons. The coding region runs from base 1 to 939 and encodes 312 amino acids. NCBI's taxonomy places the organism in Eukaryota, Metazoa, Arthropoda, Malacostraca, Decapoda, Portunidae. The record is from RefSeq and is a predicted model, not a curated record.
AUGGGCGCGGGCCUGGUGGCGCUGCCCCGCCCCACGCCGCGUGCCCCUGACCACGACGAGGCCUUCGUGGAGGAGAGCGGCAUCAAGCUGUUUGAGUCGCGGCGGCAGGAGGAGCAGGCCGCCGCCAGGAAGCAGGGCGGACGAGGCGGGCGAGGGCUACGAGGAGGACCCGCUGUACGAGCUGGACGUGCUGGACGACACCAUCGUGGAGGACGACGAGGAGGAGGACGACGACGACGACGACAAGGCCAAGGCCAAGGACGCCGCGCCCGCCCCCGCCAGGGUGCCCCCCAGGACGCGCCCCCCGCGGCGGAGCUCAGCACCAGCCUGAGCAGCGGCCUGGGCAGCGGCAGGAGCAGCGGCUCUGUCAGCAGCGGCGGCGGCCCCGCCAGCAGCGGCGCCGCGGUGAACGGCAAGCGGGACUCCUGCAGCAGCAGCGGCAGCAGUUCCCGGGACAGCGGCGUGGGCGACACCGCCUGGCCGCCGCCGCCCGAGCCCCUCGCCCGCGCCAGGCCCCUCCGGCUGUCCCUGCCGCCCGCAGCGCGCACGCACCACCAUCACUUCACCAUCAGGCGCGUGGCGGAGGCGGAGACGGCGCAGGCGGCACCCUCCGCGGCCCAGUGCUACGCGCGCAGGACCACGGAGUAUAUUGAUGCGCGCCUCGCAGAGCGCCGCUCCUCAGACCCAGCGCAGGCCGCCACCCAGCAGCCGCCCCGCGCCCUCACGCCAGUCUGGCUCAGGAGGCUGCCCUCGGAUGCAAGCAGCGCCUCCUCGGGGAAGACCCAGGGCGGGGAGGGAGCCCAGGACUCACACAAGGACUCGCAGACAGGCAGAGGGAGUGGAGGCGGGGGCGCGGGGGGCAGGGUGAAGAUGGCGCCCCCCAGCACCCUACACGCCCACGCUCUGGUACCUGGAGCGUCGCCACUUCCAGAAGGGUGAAGAUAAAGGCUGAAAAGGAGGAGGAAGCGUCUUUCCGUCAACGGCGUAAAAGUGGCGAUGAUAUUCUGACCAGUGGCGGCGCCGGUGUGGGGAUAGGUGUGGGCGCCGCUGGGUCAGGUGUGGCCACGUCGCGCAGGAAGGAAGGCCCCCAGGGGUUUUUUGAUUCCUUCAGGCCCCGCUCGAAGUCUGAUGCCCGGGCUAUACUGGCAGCCCGACAGAGAAGGAAGUCUGGCGAUGACGUGCUUAAUGCCAGCGUGAAGGAGAAGGAGAAGAAGAAGGAGGCCGGUCCAGGGUUCUUCGACUACCUGGGCAGACGGCCGCGCUCCAAGUCUGACGCAUCAAGGGUGGGACGCAAGCCUAACAUUAUCACCUCGAUGAAAAAUGCUGUGCAGAGCUGGAGUGAUGAGAAGGAGCGAAGACGAAGAGAGCGAGAGGCACAGCGGAGAGAGAGGCAAAUAAUGCUUGGCCGGUUCUCCAAGUCUUGUCAGCACACCCUGGUCUCCCCCAGCAGCACAAGGAGUGGGCGCCGGAGCGGGGACG